CUCAAGUUACAGAGAGAAAUAAGGUAGCGGAGGGUAUCGCGAAGGGAGCCUGACAGCUGCCAGCGUGCGCACACCUUCCCCGGGUGACAUUCCCGCUGCCCGGGAUCCCACCCUGCCCUCCUGAAUGAAGCUGGGUGCCCUUCCAGCCAGCCUGCCAGGAUGGGCCAGCGCUGCUGCAAGCUCUAUCACUGCCUCCAGUGCCUGGACAAGACGAAUGAAAGUGCCCUUGUGAAAGAAAAGGAGUUGUCGGUGGAGCUUGCAAACAUCAGGGAUGAAGUGGCCCUCAACACGGCGCGAUGUGAAAAGCUGCAGAGCGAGAAGGAGGAGCUGGAGAGGCGGUUCGAGGAGGAGGUGAGGAAGCUGCGCCGGCAGCAGCAGGAGCAGCUGCAGGCGCUGGAGCAGCGGCUGCAGGCGCAGUACGGCGCCGAGGUGGAGCGCUUGCAGGAGGAGCACCGGCUGCAGCUCGCGCGAGCCCACGCUCAGCACCAGGAGCAGGUGGAAGAUAUCACAGCUACACACGAAGCUGCAAUAUUAGAGAUAGAAAAUAACCACACCGUUGCCAUUGCAAUACUGCAAGAUGAGCAUGACCGCAAACUUAAAGAACUGCUGUCUGCUCAUGACCUGGAAAAGAAAGAAUUAGGAGAGACUUUUGAAAAACUGCGGCUGUCACUCCAGGACCAGGUGGACACCCUCACCUUCCAGAACCAGUCACUUAAGGACAAAGCGAAGCGAUUUGAAGAGGCUUUGAAGAAAAACACUGAGGAACAACUGGAGAUUGCACUAGCUCCAUAUCAGCACUUGGAAGAAGAUAUGAAUAGCUUAAAACAAGUUUUGGAAAUGAAGAACCAUCUGAUUCACCAACAGGAGAAGAGGAUUAUGGAGCUAGAAAAAUUGGCUGAAAAAAAUUUAAUCCUGGAAGAAAAAAUCCAGGUGCUGCAACAGCAGAAUGAAGACCUCAGAGUCAGAAUUGAUCAAAAUACCGUCGUAACAAGGCAGUUGUCAGAGGAGAACGCUAAUCUUCAAGAAUAUGUCGAGAAAGAAACGGAGGAGAAGAAGAGGCUGAGCAGAACUAACGAAGAGCUCCUUUGGAAGCUGCAGACUGGAGAGGCCAUGAGCCCCGUUAAACUCUCUCCAACCUCUCCUACUCCUAUUUAUCGCUGCUCUUCAGGGCCUCCCACCCCAGCGAAAGUCAGCACCGUGCCAAGAUGACAGUGCCACCUGUGUGCUCAAGAUAACCUGGCUUUUCCGUGCGUUCCCAAUCUGCUGAAUGUUAUCAUCCAAGGAAGUAUCACCAACAAUACGCACCAGGAUUCGUUACUGCAAGCAUGCUCUGUAGCUGCGUAGCUUUACACUAGGCAGUGUGCUCUUACAGUCCCAGUAUAGGAGCUCCUGGUUCCAGCAUGCUGAUGUGUUAGGAUAGCAUAACAAGUCUAGUUUGAUGUGUAACAUUUUAACUGUGGUUAGAGCCAAAAGAAGGAAAAUGCUACUAUUAGUGGUUCGUCAGAAUGAACUUUCGCUGCAGUAUUCCAGGUUAGUUACAAACACAGUUCAAGUUGUGGAUAUCUCUAUAUGUGUGUCUGUGUUUAUAUACAUGUAUGUAUUAUACCUUUAUACCUAUAUAUAGACGCACACACAUAUAUAUCUAGUUGAAGAUGUUCUGAAUUGCAUUUUUUAUAUUAUUGGAUACUAUCAAGUGCUGAUAUAUUUUCAUUACAGUCAGCAUUUUUCUAACUCGUGCCUAAGACUUGUAUCUAAACAAAAUGCAUUUCUGUUUAGCCUCCCAGGAAUAUUUCUACCCAAACUAGAAGAAAGUUACACAGAAGUAGAAGCGCCUUCCAAAUGACCACCAAGUGGUACUCUAUGUAACAUGAACACCAGCGACUUUGAAAUUCUGAAACAGUACUGCCUUCAAAACCAUCACCUUUGUAUUGAACACCAGACAGGAGACACAUACCAUUCUCUGCUUUUUGAUUCUUAGCAUCAAUAUUGUGAGUGGAUAUAGGCUAGAGAAGAGAAACCUGAGGGUUUUAGUAAAUUUGGUAGAGGUUACUGGUUGACGUGUUUCAAUCUUAGUAUUU
Messenger RNA from Tinamus guttatus (white-throated tinamou), 2078 nucleotides. It is a transcript of the gene MTUS2, whose product is annotated as microtubule associated scaffold protein 2. The record is from RefSeq and is a predicted model, not a curated record. Lineage: Eukaryota; Metazoa; Chordata; Aves; Tinamiformes; Tinamidae. Gene Ontology annotation, molecular function: microtubule binding. Gene Ontology annotation, cellular component: nucleus; cytoplasm.